AGCGCGGCAGCUGGGCGGGCGCGGCGGGGUAGCCGCAGAGCGGACCUGCGGCUGCUGGGAUCCCGAGCGCGAGCUGCGGCGAAGGCGGGACGGGCGCGGCAGAUUUAAAGACCUGAAGGUAGUCUUUCCUGUCCAAAGAUGGAAAACAGCACCACUACCAUUUCUCGGGAGGAGCUGGAAGAAUUACAAGAAGCAUUCAAUAAAAUAGACAUUGACAAUAGCGGGUAUGUCAGUGACUAUGAACUUCAGGAUCUGUUUAAGGAAGCAAACCUUCCGCUGCCUGGCUACAAGGUGCGCGAGAUUGUGGAGAAAAUUCUAGCAGUUGCUGACCACAACAAAGAUGGCAAAAUCAGUUUCGAAGAGUUCGUGUCACUAAUGCAAGAGUUGAAAAGCAAAGACAUCAGCAAAACAUUCCGAAAAAUAAUUAACAAGAGGGAGGGGAUUACUGCUAUUGGCGGAACUUCGUCCAUUUCCAGUGAGGGCACACAGCAUUCUUAUUCAGAGGAAGAAAAAGUGGCUUUCGUCAACUGGAUAAACAAAGCCCUGGAGGAUGACCCUGAUUGUCAGCAUCUCAUCCCCAUGAAUCCCAACGAUGGCAGUCUUUUCAAGUCACUUGCAGAUGGCAUCCUUCUUUGCAAAAUGAUCAACUUAUCGGAACCAGAUACAAUUGAUGAAAGAGCCAUUAAUAAGAAAAAGCUCACCCCUUUCACUAUUUCUGAAAAUUUAAACCUGGCCCUGAAUUCUGCCUCAGCCAUUGGUUGUACAGUGGUCAACAUUGGUGCGCAGGAUCUCAAAGAAGGAAAGCCUCACUUGGUCUUGGGACUUCUCUGGCAGAUCAUCAAAGUUGGUCUUUUUGCUGAUAUUGAGAUUUCCAGGAAUGAAGCUCUGAUUGCAUUGCUAAAAGAAGGCGAGGACCUCGAAGAGCUGAUGAAGCUUUCUCCGGAGGAAUUACUGCUGCGAUGGGUGAACUACCAUCUGACCAAUGCGGGAUGGCCUACCAUCAACAACUUCAGCCAAGACAUUAAGGAUUCAAGAGCCUAUUUUCAUCUGCUUAAUCAGAUUGCACCUAAAGGUGACCAGGUUGGUGAACCUGCCAUUGACAUUGACCUUUCAGGAUUUAAUGAGAGAAAUGACAUGAAGCGUGCUGAAUUUAUGCUUCAGGAAGCAGAUAAACUGGGCUGCAGACAGUUUGUGACUCCUGCUGAUGUGGUUUCAGGCAAUCCUAAACUUAAUUUAGCUUUUGUAGCUAACCUGUUUAACACCUACCCAUGCCUACACAAGCCUGAUAAUAAUGACAUCGAUAUGAAUCUGUUGGAAGGAGAGAGCAAGGAAGAGAGGACCUUUCGGAACUGGAUGAAUUCCUUGGGGGUCAACCCAUACAUUAAUCAUUUAUACAGUGACCUUACAGAUGCAUUAGUGAUCUUUCAGCUCUAUGAAAUGAUCCGCGUGCCAGUCAACUGGAGCCAAGUCAACAAACCUCCUUAUCCUGCUCUUGGAGGAAACAUGAAGAAGAUUGAAAACUGUAACUAUGCAGUGGAACUUGGGAAGGAUAAGGCCAAAUUCUCCUUGGUUGGCAUUGGUGGACAAGACCUAAAUGAAGGGAAUUCAACACUUACCCUGGCAUUGUUAUGGCAGCUGAUGAGAAGGUACACAUUGAAUGUGUUAUCAGAUCUUGGAGAGGGUGAAAAAGUAAAUGACGACAUCAUUAUUAGAUGGGUCAAUGAGACUCUUAAAAGUGCAAACAAAAAUACUUUUAUUUCCAGCUUCAAGGACAAAUCUAUUAGCACUAGCUUACCUGUCCUAGAUUUAAUAGAUGCCAUUGCACCAAAUGCAGUUCGUCAAGAAAUGGUCAAGAGAGAAACCCUUUCUGAUGAGGACAAGAUGAACAAUGCUAAAUACGCCAUUUCAGUUGCUCGGAAGAUCGGUGCCCGGAUAUAUGCCUUACCUGAUGACCUCGUGGAAGUGAAACCAAAGAUGGUUAUGACCGUGUUUGCGUGCUUAAUGGGAAAAGGACUGAACAGAUUAAAAUAAUGAAACAUUUAAUAUGAUUUUCUGCCACAUUAAACACAUUGAAUGCCUCACAGUUUACAGAAUUCUGAAAUGUAGUGGGUAUAAAACCAGAGAUUAUUUGUAUGCUCAAAAUAGCUAUAUAAUUCAUUAAUGAAUUCAAUAUCCUGUCCCUACUAGUUAGAAUUUGUCGACCUUUUUGGAUAACAGAACUAAUUUACCAGUGGAUACUAAUAGAAUAUGUUCAUUAUCAAGCUGAUAUUUCAUGAUUAAAUUAUUUUUGUUUUCUGAAAGUCUCAUUAAAACAAGACUAAUUCAUUCUUCAUGGUUAAAAAAAAUCAAUACAAAAAAAUUUUUGAAAGUGCUGCUGUGAAAUGUGUUUAAAUUUUUUUGUGUGUGUUAAUUUUGAUCAUAAAUGUAUUCAAAGUCAUAAUCUACUUUAAUCUUUUUGUUUUUUCCCUUCGACUAUGUGAAGUGGUCUAAAACUUUUUCUGUAAAUUUCUAUAUUGUCUACAAUUUUUAAGUGACAGGUAUUCAGUAACAUUAAAUUUUUUUAUAUAUGACAGCUAACUCUUAAUAAAUCCCCUAGUCAUUCUCUUGUAAAAGUAGCAGGAGCUUUUUACUUAAAACUUAAUUUUGACUGCAUUGAUACUUUCCAUAUGCUACUUUGGCAAUACAGUUUUAACUAUGACAUGCAGUGCAUAUAUGUUGCUAGGAUAUUAAUAAAGAGAUAUCUGUGUGUGUAUAUAUAUUUUGCACCUGCACUACUCAGGUUUCCUUAAAUGAUAUGUAUAAUUGGUCAGUCAGCCAACCAUUAAGUAUUUACUGUGCCCCCAUUAUGUGUAUAACACUUUUCAGUUUGUAAAUAUCUGGUCCAUAAAGAUUCCUUUCAGACAUACUCAUUUUGGAUGUGCAUAUAGUUACUUUUCAACUGACUUCUUCCAAAUAUUUAUAGUCAAACAUUGGUUAGAGCAUCUCAAAACAUGUUGACACUAUACUGUUAGCUUUAUAUUACACAUGUUAAUUUUGAUCUAUACUGAAGCCCUAAAUAAUUUAGACUAUGCCCACUGAAUAUCUUUAGUAGAAA
Messenger RNA from Equus caballus (horse), 3094 nucleotides. It is a transcript of the gene PLS1, whose product is annotated as plastin 1. NCBI's taxonomy places the organism in Eukaryota, Metazoa, Chordata, Mammalia, Perissodactyla, Equidae. Gene Ontology annotation, cellular component: actin filament bundle; cytoplasm; actin filament. The record is from RefSeq and is a predicted model, not a curated record. Gene Ontology annotation, biological process: actin filament network formation; actin filament bundle assembly. Gene Ontology annotation, molecular function: calcium ion binding; actin filament binding.